Castor canadensis (American beaver) is the source of this 9128-nucleotide messenger RNA. NCBI's taxonomy places the organism in Eukaryota, Metazoa, Chordata, Mammalia, Rodentia, Castoridae. The record is from RefSeq and is a predicted model, not a curated record.
AGGAAUCCUGGACUCUGGAAGCAUCCAGUUUUUUUGAAGAGGAGGCAGUGGGGGGAAGGGAUUAAAUCAAAUCUUUUUUGAGGAGGACUUAGCUCUGAGCUUUCAUGGCCAGAACUCUCAUGAAGAUUAGCUCCAUGCAUGUGACCCAACUCUCUGGGAAGCUUCAAUUGGAAGAGACUCUAAACUUGAACUUGUGCUUAUAGCUUCAGCUCAAGGAGAUCUACAAGUGGCCUGGGGUUCAGUGCUCUAGAAAGUUCCAAGGCUUGUGGCUUGAAAUAUUUUGAAGAAGCCGAAACAAUUGAAGAGAAGCAGAGGCCUUCUAUUUUUGAGGAUUCUGCUCUACAGAGAAUGCUCUGCACCCAUUGAGGCUCCAGUUCCAACACCAUCUUCCGAAAUGAUCCUGAUUCCCAGAAUGCCCCUGGUGCUGCUUCUGCUGCUGCCUAUCUUGAGUUCUGCAAAAGCUCAGGUUAACCCAGCUAUAUGCCGCUAUCCUCUGGGCAUGUCAGGAGGACACAUUCCAGAUGAGGACAUCACAGCUUCCAGUCAGUGGUCAGAGUCCACAGCUGCCAAAUACGGAAGGCUGGACUCAGAAGAAGGAGAUGGAGCCUGGUGUCCUGAGAUUCCAGUAGAACCUGAUGACCUGAAGGAAUUUCUGCAGAUUGAUUUACACACCCUACACUUUAUCACUCUUGUGGGGACCCAGGGGCGCCAUGCAGGAGGUCAUGGCAUUGAGUUUGCGCCUAUGUACAAGAUUAAUUACAGUCGGGAUGGGACUCGGUGGAUCUCUUGGCGGAACCGGCAUGGGAAACAGGUGCUGGAUGGAAAUAGUAACCCCUAUGACAUUUUCCUAAAGGACCUGGAGCCACCCAUUGUGGCCAGAUUUGUUCGCUUCAUUCCAGUCACUGACCACUCCAUGAAUGUGUGCAUGAGGGUGGAGCUUUAUGGCUGUGUCUGGCUAGAUGGUUUGGUGUCUUACAAUGCUCCAGCUGGGCAGCAGUUUGUACUCCCUGGAGGCUCCAUCAUUUAUCUGAACGAUUCUGUCUAUGAUGGAGCUGUUGGGUACAGCAUGACUGAAGGGCUGGGCCAAUUGACAGAUGGGGUGUCUGGCCUGGAUGAUUUCACCCAGACCCAUGAAUACCAUGUGUGGCCGGGCUACGACUACGUGGGCUGGCGGAAUGAAAGUGCCACUAAUGGCUAUAUCGAGAUCAUGUUUGAAUUUGACCGCAUCAGGAAUUUCACCACCAUGAAGGUCCACUGUAACAACAUGUUUGCAAAAGGUGUGAAGAUCUUUAAGGAGGUACAGUGCUACUUCCGGUCUGAAGCCAAUGAAUGGGAACCUAAUGCUGUCUCCUUCCCCCUUGUCCUGGAUGAUGUCAACCCCAGUGCUCGGUUUGUCACAGUGCCUCUCCACCACCGAAUGGCCAGUGCCAUCAAAUGCCAAUACCAUUUUGCUGACACCUGGAUGAUGUUCAGUGAGAUCACAUUCCAAUCAGAUGCUGCAAUGUACAACAACUCUGGAGCCCUGCCCACCUCUCCUAUGGCACCCACAACCUAUGAUCCAAUGCUUAAAGUGGAUGACAGCAACACACGAAUCCUGAUUGGCUGCUUGGUAGCUAUCAUCUUUAUCCUCCUGGCCAUAAUUGUCAUCAUCCUGUGGAGACAGUUCUGGCAGAAAAUGCUAGAGAAGGCUUCCCGGAGGAUGUUGGAUGAUGAAAUGACAGUCAGCCUUUCCCUGCCAAGCGAGUCCAGCAUGUUCAACAAUAACCGCUCAUCAUCACCAAGUGAACAGGAGUCCAACUCGACUUAUGAUCGCAUCUUUCCCCUUCGCCCUGACUAUCAGGAGCCAUCCAGGCUGAUACGAAAGCUCCCAGAAUUUGCUCCAGGCGAGGAAGAGUCAGGCUGCAGUGGUGUGGUGAAGCCAGUCCAACCCAGUGGACCUGAUGGGGUACCCCAUUAUGCAGAGGCUGACAUAGUGAAUCUACAGGGGGUGACAGGAGGUAACACCUACUCAGUGCCUGCUGUCACCAUGGACCUGCUCUCAGGAAAAGAUGUGGCUGUGGAAGAGUUCCCCAGAAAACUCUUGAGUUUCAAGGAGAAGCUGGGAGAAGGCCAGUUUGGGGAGGUUCACCUCUGUGAAGUGGAGGGAAUGGAAAAAUUCAAAGACAAAGACUUUGCCCUGGAUGUCAGUGCCAACCAGCCUGUCCUGGUGGCUGUGAAAAUGCUCCGAGCAGAUGCCAACAAGAAUGCCAGGAAUGAUUUUCUUAAAGAGAUAAAAAUCAUGUCUCGGCUCAAGGACCCAAACAUCAUUCAUCUCUUAGCGGUGUGUAUCACUGAUGACCCCCUCUGCAUGAUCACGGAGUACAUGGAGAAUGGGGAUCUCAAUCAGUUUCUUUCCCGUCAUGAGCCCCCCAGUUCUUGCUCCAGCAAUGUGCCCACUGUCAGUUAUGCUAACCUGAAGUUUAUGGCUACCCAGAUUGCCUCUGGCAUGAAGUACCUUUCUUCUCUUAAUUUUGUCCACCGAGAUCUGGCCACACGAAACUGCUUAGUGGGUAAGAACUACACCAUCAAGAUAGCUGACUUCGGAAUGAGCAGAAACCUGUAUAGUGGUGACUACUACCGGAUCCAGGGCCGAGCAGUGCUCCCCAUCCGCUGGAUGUCGUGGGAGAGCAUCCUACUGGGAAAAUUCACUACAGCAAGUGAUGUGUGGGCCUUUGGGGUGACACUGUGGGAGACUUUCACUUUUUGCCAGGAGCAGCCAUAUUCCCAGCUAUCAGAUGAACAGGUUAUUGAGAAUACUGGAGAGUUCUUCCGAGACCAAGGGAGGCAGACUUACCUCCCACAACCAGCCAUUUGCCCUGACUCUGUGUAUAAGCUGAUGCUUAGCUGCUGGAGAAGAGAAACCAAGCACCGACCCUCAUUCCAAGAAAUCCACCUUUUGCUCCUUCAACAAGGGGAUGAGUGAUGCUGUCAAUGCUGCAAUUUUCUGACCACACAGGUCCUCCCCACAAGACCUACCACUCCCCAUGCCAAAGCCACUCCAUCUGGACAUUUAAUGGACCUGAGAGACAGAGGCUUGUUCACUUCACUCUCUUUCUGUCCCUUGCCUCCCCCACCUCAUUCCCUCACUCCCUACCACUGACUCAUAUAUACUUUUUUAUAUGAAAGAACUAAAAAUUUUUAAAGUCUAGGGCAGAUGAUGUUUAGUAAAGGAAAUCUUACUUGAUAUACCAAAGUGUUAGUUAACAAAGGCUAGAAAAUUCACAUAAUUUAUAAAAGUUAUGCUUAUGUUUAUAAAUGUGUAGUUUCUACAAUAUUUUUUUCAGUGUCACCUUUUAUGAAAUAUCUUUAGAAGGAUAAACUUGAAGAAUACCAAUGUCUUGGGAAACCUGAGAUUAGGCUUAGGGUACCAUGGUGAAUCUGAGAACUCAGCAUGCAGCAACUAAUCACAGAUGGUUUUCUGAUUUGGCCUCUGGACAUGCCCCACUCUCCAAUUUCCUUCUCCUUUCAAAGUGGGUGAUACAUUUUUGAAAAACCUAGUUUUUUGGAGUGCGUAUUUUCUUCUUUUAUGGGCAAGGAUCAAGGCUGAAGACCACGUAUGAAACAAUGGACGAAAGAAUGCUUGCUGGAAGGAGAAUUUUUCUUUUAAAGUACUUCCCUGCAUGGAAAUAUUCUUGUAUAGCUAGUGGUCAUAGGGAAGUUGGUCUAUGGAGGACAGGUAACAGGGAAGAGGGUCCUCUUCUUUGUCUUGUUCAGAUGUUUUCAUGACAGCCUGAUAUUUUAAAUCAGUAAAUCCUGGUGUUUUGAUCUCUUGAUGGUAGGAUCUUUAGUUCAUCUUGCCCAAAUCUAUUUCUUUUAAUGGAUGAAGUCUCUGUCCAACUUGUAGUCUCGGGGAUGAAUUUCUUGGACUUAAAUACCUAAAGGCCAUGGAUAGCAGAGAGUAGAUUUAUUCUGAGUGUGCUCAAAAAGCUGACCUAGGAAGUUACAGAGAGACUGAAUUUUAGUCCUUAUUAGAUUAAACAUAGCCAGAGUACUAACAUACAAAGAGGGCUGUCCCAGAGAGGGAAGAGGGGAUCCUUUGUCACUGAAAAGCUUCAGGCAUAAACUAAGAAUUAUGCAAAAAAGAUAGAGGUUUUCAAAUAUCAGGCAGGUGACCUUAUGAGACAUUUAACAUCAUUUUUACCCCAAGAGUUUUUGAUUACAGAGGCACAGGCUGACUAUUCACUGCUACUGCUUAUUGUACAUGCUAUUGCCAAUGAGGUGAUAUGACCAGCAGAAAAGUAUGAGGCUCUGGUCUCAGAAUUCAUGGAAACUGAUAGGAUUCUCUUUAGAGCAGAUUCUGAGUUUUCAUACUCCACAAAUCUGUGGGAAACUGGAAAAGGGAAAUCUUAAUCCCUAUUGAGAAAAAAAUAAGAAAAGAUUACAGAAUAAGAUUCCCAAAUUGAGAAGAAAUGGUCUUGACCCCUCAGGGCUGCUUCUGUUGCCUCCCCAGUCCAUCUUCUCCAGUUUCUUAGGAAUUUGAGUGCAUCCCUAUUCAGCUUUCAGCACACCUCCAGAUUAUAGCACAAGCAUAAAUCUAAGCCCUCAAGAUUAAUUUUAGGUCAUUUUCUGACCCUAGCAAAUGGCUUUAUCUAUGGUUUUCCUAUGUUUUGGGGAUUUAUUCUCUCUUAACACUAACUUUGGAGAGAUCACUGAUUUAAGAGGUAGGAGAACAUUGGUUUGGAAACUUUGACCCUUUUUCUGCCUUAAACCAAGUGUGUCCUCUUGUGCAAAUCACUUUGUAUGAAUUUUGUUUCUUUAUCUGUAAAAUAAGAAAAUUAAAUUAGAUAGUCUCUCCUGGUGCUGAUAUGGUUAGUAGUUUCUGAAUAAGUGGAUCUAUAACUAACAUGGAUUCAGUAAAUGUCCUGGUUCAAAUAUUGUGGUCCCUAAAAGAGACUAUGGGACAAGUCACUGUAAUAGUAGUUAUAGUGACACUGCAUUUCUAUACAGCUUUAAGCUUACCAGGUGUUUCCACACACUCUAAUUUGAUAUGUGCAAGGCCAGACAUGUUUUCUUAUGAGAAUUGCCACACUCUGAUUUCAUGAUAAGUGUUAGCACCCUUUAGCAUUAAAAGGAUUUGAAAUCCAGAUCUGCCACUUGUUUUCUUCUAGAUUCCUUAUGUAGCAAGAGAAAAUACCAUUUCCCCUUCUAUUGCCUCACAUUUUUCUGCUUAUUAUUUCUUAGGAUUCUACCCUAAUUCACUGAUCCCAUAUUUAAAAAUCAUGUAUAGAAUGAAAGUUGAAUGUCUGGAUUUCCUUGACUUUGAAUCAUAGAAGUAAUCUGUUUCAGCUGGCUGCCAAAUAUGUAUUAUCAUGUACAGGUAUCUUUUUUCUGGAUGAAGAGGGGGGAUCCAUCUUCUGGCACUGAAACCAUGGUGCUAUAGACAUGGGUUUAACUUUUAAUCUAGGCACAUCUGUAGAGUUUAGCAGCACAAAUCUGAGUGGCUGAACAGAGUAGAUGGUAAAGGCUUAGUAUGUAGAGUUAAAAGGUAGCACAAAUCUUUAUUAGUGCAGUGAACUAGGAUUUAUUUGGAAAAGGAGAUAUGAAAAGUGAUGAGAAUUUAUUGACCUUUUUAUCUUUGUAGUAAGUGAUCUUCUUUAUGAUGCAUGGGAACUAUUUUAUGUCAAGAUUGUAUUUUAAGAAUAUCAGAUCCAAAUUUCUACCUUUGUUGGUUAAUUUUUUGAUAGAUAGCUCCAAUCUUUUUUUUUUUUUUUGUGAUGCUGGGGAUUAAACUCAGAGCCUCACACAUGUGAGAAAAGAGCUCUACUAUUGAGCUACAGUGUCAGCCCCUGGAAAAUCUUGACCUACUGUCCAGACACAUAUGUAAUUAGGACACACAUGUGAUCUAGAGUGGAAACAAGUGCCUUGGGGGAGCAUGCAUUUUUAAAGCUGUGAAACACGUGACUGUUCAAGACUGUAUAACAAAGAUGGUUGUAUGUAAGUGAAGUUUAAAAAAAAGUGGAUACAUGGAUGUGCAUAUGACAGGAAGGGGGAAUGGGAAGGGCUAGAAAGAAGACUUCAUAAAGAGAGGCAAUGAGAGUGCACAGGAAGGAGACACAGGGAGGGGCAGGUCAAAUAAGGUGGAAAUGUGGCUAGGUGGACGUGAUGGAAUCCUCUUUGAAGCAUGAAAGCAAAUCUCUGAAAAGAGAUCUGAGAGGAUAGAAAACAUAAGUGAUUUGAAGAUAAAAGAAAAGUAUGGAUGGUGAAAAAGAAAUUCUGGGUGGUAGUGAUUAUAAAAAUAUUCAUUAAAAAUGAAGUCAGGUGCACUGUAGGAAAUAAGAGGGUUUUUUUUUUCUAGAGUUUUAAGAAAGGGAUGUCCUCCAUGGAUAUAAAAAUGCAUAAACAUCAGGGAAAGGCCUUUUUAUUUCAGAAGAAGAGGGUGAGGGAGGAAGUUUGAGGCCCUUUGUGUUCUAUACUACUUCAAGUGUUGGUAAUAAGAAGCCAGUGUUUUGCCUGGACUGGACGUGGACAUGAAGACCUAAAGAUGAGAGUUUAUGGUAGUUUAUGAGCCAUUGUGUUCCCUUCCCUUGCCUUUGUUAAUGAAAUCCAUUUUCAGUAUUGCCAUCAUUGCUGAACGCAGAAUAGCUACAGGCAAACAUAGAAACAGUAGACAUAAGAUAGACAAGACAAGAUCUUGUCUGAUAUCUGCACACAGAGAUGUGCCAUGUUGGAAACAUGUGUUUUUCUAGUCCCAUCCAGGCAUCCCACAAAAAAGUCAUGAUGUGGGGCUAGCCAUGUGUUUUGAGUAAAGGAGAACAGAAGGAGGGGAGUGUCUGAAUGAGGGAAAGGAAGGAAUAUGUUCCAAUGAAAUAUACUAAAACAGAACAACAUCUGCUUUGCCCAAAACUACAAAAAUGAAGAGAAUUACAAUAUAUGGCGAUUAAGACUUUGAUCCUGAGUUGAAUUCAUAGACCUGGAAUUUGCCAUCUUAAUCUUUCCUUUUCCAUGAGACUUCUAUGUCCUCUAGCAGUGCAUGUGGUAGGUCUCUGAUGUUUCUGGAAGUUGCAGAUUCUGAUCUGGGGAAUCCUUUUGAACUAAAAUUUUAUAUUCUUAUAGAAACAGAUGAAUGUCUUUGCCAUUUGGUAAAUUAUUUGGAGUGCUGAAUUAAAAGGGAAAGAGACUGGGUAGUUAAUGAUUUGAUUUGUGGCAUUUUGAGUUUUCUGCUCCAAUUAGCUAUAUAACUUGGUGGCAGAAAACUGGUAAUUGUUUAGUUGCUAUAUCCUUUUUGAAAACUUGUUAUUUUGAAAUAAAUUUAAACUCAUAAGAAGUUUAAAAAAUAGAACAGAGUGGCCUUACACUAGAUCUAGUUUUCCCCCUCUGUAACAUUUUACAUAGUCAAUUUUCAACCAUGGAAAUCAUAGUCCAUUUUGAACCAUUUUCAAAACCAGAAAACCGAUGUUGGUCUAAUAAAUUUCAGACUAUAUUUGGAUUUCACCAACUUUUCCACAUGUACUCAUUUAAUUGUGGAUAUUUUUAACUCUUGCUGAUUUGUAACCUGGCCUUGCUUAGAUGCAACAAGAAAGACACUAUCUGGAUAUGAUUCCACAAAUUUUGAGAGAAAACAAUUUAACUUGUUCAGUUAUCAAUAAGAAAUAUCCUGCCUGUGCUUCUAAUUUGUAUGAUUAGUUUGUAUGUUUAGCACCUGAAACAAUCCAAGAGCAACUUAGAAGGAUUAGACAAUGUAAAAGAAAAUGAAAUCUGUCCAUAGAUUUGUUGUGUAGAGAACCAUGUACAGAAGAAAAUUCUAGAUGGUUCCUGCAGCUGAACAGAAUUUUCAUCAGUGACAAGGAGAGAGUUUUAGAGUAAACCAGUAUUUUGGUCAAGAAUUAGGUAGUAGCUAUUUAAUGGCACCAGGGAUAGCUUAUUAAAGGAAUGUAAUACAAUGGUAUAAACCCUUAAUGUGUGAUAAAACACUAUAUUUAGAGUAGCAGAAAAGUUUUAUUUGAUUAAAUAUUUAUUCUUCUAUUCUUAAUUAGAGUAACAGCCACAUUGCACCAAAGUAAAUGCAAAUAUAGCAGCAACCUGAGGAGAAGUUGAAACUCUGGUUUUGUCUUUGAUUAUGUCUUUGAAUUUCAUUGAUCACCAUUUUUAAACUGCCCUAUUUAAAGGGCACAAGAUAAUAGCAGUGUGUGUCUUGUGAAGUUUCUAGCACAUAAGUGAACACCUGAUAAAUACUUUCUGAAGUUUUUGGUGAAUAAAAUGUGGAAACAACACUUGUCAUCUAUCAUAAAUAGGGUGGAUUUGGGGAGCUGUGCUUUGCUGUUAACAGAGGGUUUAUUUUCUAAUAUGAAAAGGAAAAAGUACCCAUACAUAUACCAAGUACAGUAAUCCUCCAUUUAUAUACUUUGUAAAGGUGAAAUUGAUCUGUGGAAAUUCUUCAUUGUUUGGGGUAUUAGACAGCAAUGCAAUGUAGUUCUUAAUGGGGAAGUAGAUCAAAAGCAAAGACCAGAGUUUGACUCUAAAUCCAGCCCAUUUGAAAGAAGCUAUUUACAUUCUCCUGUAGACAUCUUGUUAACAACUUUAUAGGACUCUUCUGGAAAAGGGGCCUGAGUCCCAAGCUAGUGUGUGCUCAUCCACAAUCACAACUGCAUGCCAAGGAAGAAUUUGCAAAAAGAUGUAAGGAAAAGCACAAUGGUUUAAGGUGAUUACUUUCAGUGCAACUGUUUUCUAAAGUAGAGGCUUGAAAAUAAUUAAAAGUUGGAAGCAUUCUUGCAAACACAUCGUGAGUUUGUAAUGUAGCCUAUCCUCUUUUGAUAGUUCUUUAUUAUUCACGAUAUCCUAUUUUUCUCCAUGAUGUCUAGUAACUUUUUCUGAGGAUGUAGUUUUUGCAGCAAACUCUUCUAUGCUGAGGAAACAUCUGGAAUUUAUUCUGCAGGCUGUGGAGGAUAAUGUAUCUUGUCAAGGGUAAAUGACAAGUGGAUUUAAUUUCUGCUUAAAACUAUCAUAGUCAUUCCAAAAUAGAAUACAUAAAAAUUAUCUGUAUUAGAAAAAGAAUUGUGAUACCAAUUGUAUAUUUUCUUUUCUUUAUUUAUUCUCUGUAAGUCUGUUGGAUGAUAAAUUGUAAAUAACAAUGAUUAAAGAAUCAUGCUACU